Trichoderma reesei QM6a is the source of this 2988-nucleotide messenger RNA. RefSeq lists its product as uncharacterized. The annotation marks the transcript as partial. The record is from RefSeq and is a predicted model, not a curated record. Gene Ontology annotation, biological process: ubiquitin-dependent endocytosis. Gene Ontology annotation, cellular component: cytosol; cytoplasm. Lineage: Eukaryota; Fungi; Ascomycota; Sordariomycetes; Hypocreales; Hypocreaceae. The transcript has 2 exons. Gene Ontology annotation, molecular function: ubiquitin protein ligase binding; protein-macromolecule adaptor activity.
CGAAGAGACGACUGGGUCCGCACGAGCAACGACAACAUUCUCUAUCGCCCGGACGCCCCUGUCGCCGACGCUUCCGCAGCUGCCCUUCCCGUCGCUGCCGCUGACGAUUCCAUCGACCCCAUUGGGCCCCGAAGGACGCGACCUCACUCCAUCCACGUCGUCAGCUAUCCCUCGGGCUACGUGCCUCGUGAGCUGCGCACCGGAACCUCCCCUCAUUCAUCGAGAGCCCGUCUCGAAUCUGGCGGCAGUCCCGCUCCCAGUGCCCCGAGAUCGUCGAGGCCUUCUGCUUCACUGAGUUCCAACGCCAGGACAUCGGAGUUACCCGUCCGCCUGGCUCUGACUCGAUUUUUCCAAUCAUUGGCGAGCGACUCUGUGUCCUCAGUCGACGUCCCACAGCACACCGCAUUCCCCGUGGGUAUCCAGGCCAUCCCGGCUACCGAACACCGGUCCGAGUCUCGCCAUAGCAGCAGCCGCGCCCAUCGGCCCCGUAGCCACCAGUCGCAUCGCUCUCAAGAGACCACUUCAUCGUCUCGCAGGACCCGUGAGCCAAAGCAGCAGGGCUCAUCCACUAGAGACCGUGACGCCGCCAACAAGCGCGAGCGUGAUCGCCGAGGAGACAGUCGCGAACAGCAGCGAGAGCGACAACGCCACAGGGCCUCUUCAAGGUCUUCCAGGUCGAGGCAGAGGCAUCGCGCCAGCAGCAACAGCCGCAGCCGCCACGCUAGCCGCCACUCCGGCCAUCAAUCCACUCGCACCCGUCAGUCUUCUCAGCAUCGCCGCUACCCCCCAAACAGCAUGGCCACCGCCAGAGCCGCGGUGCCCAUGAGCACCUAUCAUCUAGGCCACCACAACAGCUUCACAUCCAUCCGAAGUUCAAAAUCCAGCGUAAAUGCCGUCGUGACCGAAGUGACCAAGCCCGUCGCCACAGGCAGCGGAGUGUCCUGCUCCAUUCUCCUCGCUGAGCCCAACGUCUUCCUGUCGGGCUUCGACCACAACGGCCAUGAGCACCGCGAAGCACGCGCCGGCACUGCCCUGCUCAGAGGCAAGCUGCAACUCACCAUUAGCAAAAAUGUCAAGAUCAAGGCUGUUCAGCUUAAACUGGUUGGCCGCGCGCGGACAGAGUGGCCCGAGGGCAUCCCGCCGCUCAAGCAAGACUUGUAUGAGGAGGAAACCCUACGGACGCAGGUCCUCACAUUCUUCAACGCCCUCAAUGAAGGAUGGGAGACAGAGUACGGUAACCAGUGCACCUACAAGCUCAAGGGUGGUUCCGCAAACUCUAGCAGCACCAUUCUCACCACAUCGCCCGGCGUCUCACCAUCUCCGUCGUUGCGAAACAAUCUAACGGCCAAGGAGCUAAAGAAGCUUUCUCUGCAAAAUGUCCAGUCUCGCAGCUUUGGCAAGGGCGAGAGCGGCGUCGUGACACCCACUCAAGCCAAGGGCUUCAAGGUGUUCUACCCGGGCGUCUACGACUACUCCUUUGAGCUUCCCAUCGAUCAUCACCAGCUCGAGACCACCAAGCUGCAGUAUGCCUCGGUCAAGUGGGAGCUCCAGGCAAGCAUUGACCGCGCCGGCGCCUUCAAGCCCAACCUCCACGGCUCCAAGGAGGUCCCCAUCAUUCGCCUGCCAGACCAGAUGUCUCUCGAAAUGUCUGAGCCCAUUUCAAUCAGCCGCCAGUGGGAAGACCAGCUGCACUACGACAUCAUGGUUUCGGGCAAGAGCUUCCCUAUUGGGUCCAAGAUUCCCAUUGCCUUCAAGCUCACUCCCUUGGCCAAGGUUCAAGUCCACAAGCUCAAGGUCUACAUCACCGAAUCCGUCGAGUACUGGACCAGCGACAGGCGAGUGACGAGAAAGGACCCCGGGCGCAAGAUUCUGCUCCUCGAAAAGACGGCCGGAAAGGAGCUUGACCCUGCAUGGGCCUCGUCCGAGGUCGUUACAAUCCGCGGAGGUGAGCUCACGGAAGAGCAGCGCCGUGCUGCUCGUGAAACCGCCGCGAGAAGGCGAGCCCACGAAGCCGCAAGGCGGAAGCAGGCCCCAGAACCGCUACCGGCGCCAGUGGAUAAUCUCCUCGGCGACUUGGACCUGGGCCUGGAGAACAUGUGGGGUUCCACCGAAAUCGAGGCCAGUGUGCAGAUUCCGACGUGCGAGAUGAUGGCCAAGAACAAGUCUCUUAGACUCCACCCCGAUUGCAGCUGGAAGAAUGUCAACGUCUUCCAUUGGAUCAAGGUGGUGAUGCGCAUCAGUCGUCUUGACGCCGACGACCCUUCAGGCACCAAGCGCCGCCAUUUCGAGAUCAGCAUCGACUCUCCCCUCAGCAUUCUCAACUGCCGAGCCACCAGGGCAAACACGUCUCUGCCCGCCUACUCCGGCGAGACCAACCGACCUUCGCCGUAUCAAGCAGCCUGCGGCUGCCCCGAUUCCGCAACAAUUGCCAUGGAGACUUCACCGAGCUCCUCGACCGGCACACUCCCAGAUCCCGAAGCUCUGGUCGACAGCAUGCCGGCACCUCCUCAAGCCGCCCACUUGCAUUCUGGCGCUCCAGCGGGAAGUUCAGGGGCAGCAGCAGGCCGACAAACGCCGACAACGUGGGCACCUGAACCGGCUCCUCGGCCCAUUCAUCUGCUCCGAGCACCUAGCUUUAACCCUCCCGCCUUUGAUGACGAUACGGCGCCGCCUCCGGCAAGCACCAUUGUCUACGAUGGAACUCCCGCCGAUAUCCCUCCAAUCAUGACACCGCCUCCCCAAUACGACGCCGUUGUGGGCACGCCCAGCGUCGAUGGACUUGCCGACUACUUUACACGACUGGCCGAGUACGGCCUCGGCGAUGACCACGAAGGGUCCGGAUCGGACGGCGACGAGUCACCCGCGCGGAUCUUGGACCGGAGCGGCCGCGUCAACGUAGCACACCCACGAACUCCUGGCGGGAGGAGGAUGCCUAGCCGAAGCAUGGAAAUUUCCCGACCGUCCAUCAAUCUCAACAUGACUGCUCUU